This is a messenger RNA of Morus notabilis, 2118 nucleotides long. RefSeq lists its product as uncharacterized. The coding region runs from base 384 to 1772 and encodes 462 amino acids. The record is from RefSeq and is a predicted model, not a curated record. NCBI's taxonomy places the organism in Eukaryota, Viridiplantae, Streptophyta, Magnoliopsida, Rosales, Moraceae. The transcript is spliced from 4 exons.
AUAUUUUCGGAGCGUGAGUUGUGACCAAAUCUGAAAUCGUAAUUUUAAAUCUGAAAUCGUAAAUACGAUCACAGCCCAAAAAUAAGAAGAAAAACAUAAUUAAUAAAAAAUAAAAUAAAUAAAAGAACAAAAUAGCGGCGAUUGUUGCAAUUGAAAAAAACAGAAGUUUGUUGUGUUUCAGACGGACGGGCUUCCAAUCUCUCCCGAAGCUCUGGGAACCGUCGUGAAAAGAUAGAGAGAGAAAGCGAGAGGAGAGAGAAAGCGAGAGAGAGAGAGAGAGAGAGAGAGAGAGAGAGAGAGCCUUCUGAAAAUGAAGCUGUGUCUGGCCUCUGCUGCUUUUCGCGCCUAGGGUUUUCCUCUUUAUUCACGCCUCCACAAGAACCAUGCCGACUUUUACUGCUAUAGCCUUAGAUACCUUGUUGGAACCGGGAGCUUCAAAAUCUGUCGAUAAGUCUGUCCCUAGACCUGUCCCGAAACCGAGGCCUGGUCCUAAUUCAAAGCUGGAGAGAAGGAAUAGUACUUCGGUUGCUGAGAGAAAAACUAAUCGCCCCCAAAUAACUCCGGCUCUUUAUGCUACUCCUGAGGCAACCCCACUUCCUGAUUCGCCCACUUCGUUUCCUCCUUCUCCUUACAUCAUCAAUCAUAAGCGACGUGGGCCACGCCUUCUGAAGAGCUCGUCGGAGAGCAAUGUGUUGGCACGCCAAAAAGUCCAAGAUGAACAAAAGGUCAAUGUGGAUGGAAAGGAUGCAGAAACCAAGGCUACUAAUUUGAUGGAGAAUGAUUCUGUUACUUCCACAAAUGCUGAACUCCUGAUUAAAGAGCAGCUGAUGAAUGGUUGUCAUGAUUGUGGGAGCAGCAAUGGAGUACUUGAAAAUGGUAGAGCUGAAACUGAAAGCAGAAAUGGUAAACUUGGUACGGGUAAUGAGGAACUUGGCAAUGGUAAGGUGGAACAUGGAAGCAGUAAUUUUAGUAAUGCUGUGGUCAUUGUACAUGAUUCAUCGAAGCUAGCUCCAACUCCAGAAAGAGAGAGUGAACGGGAAGAUUUCUAUGAUCCUCAGGAAUCAAUGAGUGUCACAAGUAACACAGACGCAGAGGACAAUGCUGAGGGAGAACGUUCGGCACAGUUUACCACACCCAUGGGAGAAUUUUUUGAUGCUUGGGAAGAACUUUCUUCUGAGGGUGGGCAACAGUCUGCUCUUCAUGAUGUUGAAGCUGAAUUGCGUGAAAUGAGAUUGAGUCUGCUGAUGGAAAUAGAGAAGCGAAAGCAAGCAGAAGAAGCCCUAAGUAACAUGCGAAAACAGUGGGAGAGCAUCAGGCAACAGUUGUCUCUUGUAGGAUUGACACUCCCUGCAGAGGUCCCUGCUGAAGGGAGAGAGCAGCCUGAUUCCGAUCCUGGAGAGAAGCUAUGCAGACAAGUAUAUCUUGCUAGGUUCGUUGCAAAUUCCAUUGGGAGGGGCUUAGCUAGGGCAGAGUUGGAGGCAGAGAUGGAAUCACAGAUUGAAGCAAAGAACUUUGAGAUCACUCGAUUGUGUGACAAACUACGCAAUUAUGAGGCAAUGAAUCAGGAAAUGGUUCAGAGGAACCAAGAUGUUCUUGAGAUGGCACGGCGUGAGAGGGUUAGAAAGGAAAGAAGGCAGAGGUGGAUUUGGGGCUCUAUCGCUGCUGCCCUUACACUCGGUGCUGCUGGGCUAGCAUGGUCUUAUCUUCCUUCGGGAACGGGAUCACCAAAGUGCGAUUCCGAGGUUCCUCAGUCCAACGAUGGUGCAAAGUAAUAGUCUCUUUUAAGUGGUAGUUGUGAUGCCAUACCACAGAUGAGAAGAGAAUAAAAAGGUCUUAUCCGCCAUUUUGUUUUGGAUAACAUUCUCUUGCUGUUAUAAGCUGCACUUUACCUUGCAUUCUGAGGAUGUACGGUUCUACCAUAAUCUUGGGCCAUCAUAGUUUAUGAAUAGGAUUAGUCCUUAUACCGAAGUUUUACUCAUAAUUUCUUUGACAUUUUAUGUCAAAGCCUACAUCAUUUUGCACACGAAAACUUUAUACAGAAACAGGAGAGAAUAUGUGACCUUUAGUUUAUGAUAAUUUUGGACUCGAUCCGUGUCGGGAAAGAUAAAAAUUUUGAAA